UGAUUCUCAAGAUAUGAUUACCGGAGAGGAUUCUCGUAUUGUUUGUACAAAAUUCCCUGUGAUUCCCAGCGAUAGCCUAAUCAAAUGUCGAGUUUUUCUUUUGUCUAUGUAGACGAGAACUCUCGUGCGUGCCAUGACAAUCCUCCAUAGUAAUAGAGUCGAUCUCAAUGACCUCAAGAAUAAACAUAAUUCUACUAAUAGUAAGUAAUCUAAUCUCGUCAAUUUGAGCCCACAAAGAACUAAACAAUGGAUCAGUUGCAAAACAAUCGCAAUUGCAUCAUGUUCCAAACCUUGUGGAAUGACAUAUUAAAUCGUUUUGGAGCCAGCUAUGUGACUUACCAUGCAUGGGGCUCGAUUAUUCUGGUCAAUGGGAUCUUCUUUCUAUUUGGGGGCCUAUUUGUCCUGAUGGACCUAACGGGAAGACCCAAAUCUUGGCAGAAGUACAAAACUCAACCGAGCAUGCAAGACGCCCUGAAUUGGCCCAAAUUACGAUCCCUGCUCAUCACGGUGUUUAUCAAUCAGUUCGUCAUUGGGUCCUUGUUCAUGUUCGGCACAGCUUGGCUUCAUCUCAAGAUUCAUGGACAUCCGAACGAUCUGUCAGAUCUGCCUUCACUAGGCGAAGUUCUAUUCCAAUUAUCCGUGUUUACAUUUAUCGAAGAAGUUCUGUUCUUUUAUUCCCAUUGGAUGUUACAUCAUCGUUCUAUUUACAAGUAUAUCCACAAGAAGCAUCAUGAAUGGACCGCACCGAUUGCUUUUGAGGCCGUCUACGCGCAUCCCAUUGAGCAUCUGCUCUCCAAUUUGAUUCCAGCCUCCGUGGGACCUCUAUUGUUCAACUCCCAUGUGCUUGUCACUUUAUUCUACUUCUGUCUCAUUACUUUUGUGACAGUCUGCCAUCAUUCGGGGUAUCACUUUCCACUCUUGCCUUCUCCCCAAGCCCAUGAUUUUCAUCACAUGACAUUCAAUCAGAACUACGGUGCGAUGGGCAUCUUUGAUUACAUCCAUGGGACGGACCAGGGCUUUCGUAAACACAUUGCCUUCCAAAGACACCACACUUUGUUUACCACGAAAUCAGCUCAAGAACUACACCCAGACCCAAAUCCUGCGGCCCAGCCGAAACACAAAGAGUUAUAGAUCGGGGCAUGAUAAUAAUGUAGAAUGACCAUGAGGAGGUGGUCAGUGGUUCAAAAUCAUGGACAGCCUAAGCAUCAGAUACACACUUUUUCUCACCGUCUCUUUGGUAUUUAGAUUAGCUUGGAGUGUGGAAGUGAGCCAAUAUUAUAUCCAAACAUGUCAAAUCACUAUGGAGCAGAACCUGUACCUGCGCAAAAUUGUGGCCUUGGACUCUUUUCGACAUUGUGCAGAAGACGCUCAUUUUCCCUCCCUUGAACCGUCGGAAAAGCCUUUGCCAGAGCAUGAGACAUCCAUCACGCCCUCCAGUCGAGCCAUAACCCACCCGAAGACAAGAUCAGUGACGACAUCCACCAUUAUUAAGCCCACAAUCACAACCUCUCUUCAAACGUAUCAGCUCCGUUUUCGUGGGGCCAUAGUUCCAACCACGAUCGAAGUGACUAAGUCUAUUAACAUAACCAUAACCCAAACCAAGGAGCAAGAAGCACACCAAACUGAUCUUCUCACUUAAUUGAGAUUCUUGUAUAAUUACCCACUCAUAUGUAGUAAAAUAAUAUCAAUUAGCUCAUUGAACAAUAGAAGUCUUCUUACGAGAGUCCGCUGAUUUCACCAGUCACUGCGUCAAUGUCGAUGUCAAAAAAGAUGGGUCUUGUCGGCAACCCAGGCAUAGUGGAAAUCGUCCCCACCAGAGGAUACAAGAAACCGGCUCCAACACUCGCCCGAAUAUCUCGAAUGGUGAUGGUGAAUCCGGUUGGAGCUCCUUUUAGCUUCUCAUCUCCAGUCAGAGAUCGAUGAGUCUUGGCCAUGCAAAUAGGUAGAUUUCCAAAUCCUUGUCGGGUGUAGCGUUCCAAUUUCGUCUUGGCUUCAUCCAGAAGCACGAUUCCGUCGGCGCCAUAGAUCUCCUUGGCAAUGAUGGCAAUCUUCUCGUCAAUCGGCAAAUCCAAAUCGUACAAGAACUUGAACUCCGAGGGAGAUUUACAAGCCCUAUCCACGGCUUCAGCGAGAUCCGCUGCUCCUUUGCCUCCCAAAGCAAAAUGGCGACAUUCAACGGCAUCAAAGGCCCCGUUUUCCAAGGACAGACGCUUCACCAGGUCCAACUCGC
Messenger RNA from Tigriopus californicus, 2230 nucleotides. Its product is annotated as fatty acid hydroxylase domain-containing protein 2-like. The record is from RefSeq and is a predicted model, not a curated record. The transcript has a single exon. Bases 247 to 1131 code for a protein of 294 amino acids. Lineage: Eukaryota; Metazoa; Arthropoda; Copepoda; Harpacticoida; Harpacticidae. Gene Ontology annotation, molecular function: iron ion binding; C-4 methylsterol oxidase activity. Gene Ontology annotation, biological process: sterol biosynthetic process.